Messenger RNA from Vanrija pseudolonga, 501 nucleotides. RefSeq lists its product as uncharacterized. The record is from RefSeq and is a predicted model, not a curated record. Lineage: Eukaryota; Fungi; Basidiomycota; Tremellomycetes; Trichosporonales; Trichosporonaceae. Bases 1 to 501 code for a protein of 166 amino acids. The transcript has a single exon.
AUGGCCACACCAGCACCCACGACAACGGCUCCAGUACCCGCCUCGACGCCGGCAGACAUGCAGCCCGCGUCGGCAGACUUCUGGGCCGGCGUCAACCUCCACACGAUCGCGCCGUGCUGCGCCAAGGGCAACGGCACAGCCAACAACAUGACCUUGGCCGAGUGGAACGCGACGGCCCCGAGCGGCACCUACCUCCCCCCCGAUGUCCAGGGUGGCUCGCCGACCAUCGGACACUGCCACGUCGGCGGUGGGGAGGUGAUUGACAUUGUCCUGAUGUGUUUGUUGGACGCCACCACCGAUCCACACUUGCUGGUGACAUACAUCUUCCCCAACGGCACAGUCUUUGGCUUCCCGAAGGAACCGAGCGCGGCAACAGCCACAUCGAUGUCGACGACGGCAGCCGCCACAUCGGCGUCCAAGUCCUCCGGGACGUCGGCGUAUGGCAGGUUGGGAUUGAUAUCGCUCCUUGCGAUGGCAGCGGCCGCGAUCGUGACUCUGUAG